Molecule: messenger RNA, 14716 nt
Organism: Coregonus sp. 'balchen'
Lineage: Eukaryota; Metazoa; Chordata; Actinopteri; Salmoniformes; Salmonidae
Source: the annotation of a GenBank genome assembly
GCCUCUCGCUGGGCUGCUGUACAAAGAUGGCGGGCGAACUGGUGGAAGCGAUGGUAAGCAGAGCUCCGCUCGCCCGGGUUGAUAGAAAAGGGGCUGCGUGGGAGAUGGCCGGUUAGUAUGGGAAACUGUAAAGGUUUCCCAUGAAUACUGUGUAAAAGGGUUUAACUUAGUGAUGGUUGAUUAAUUGGUAGCUAUAUUGAAACUGGUUUCCCUGCGCCGCUAAGUGCGUCUAGCUAACGUUAGCCUGUUAGCUAGCAGGGACAUGGAAAAUGAAUGAUGAGACCAUAAAAACAUUCGCUAGUAGGGAGUCAGUGCGAAAUUGUAUCAUUCAAUGUUUAAGCGAGAUAUUGCAUUAAACAUUCGGUCCAUCCACUGUCCCUUUGACUUGUCAAAUAGACGUAUUUUCACUAUUGGGGGAUGACAACAAAGCAAGUGUAGUUAACGUUAGCUUAGUCACUAGCCUAGCUUCUUGUCAGACAAGGCAAUUGUCAAUGCCGCUGUCCACCUCUACACGCUGCAAUCCUGAUACACGAGCUGUAGAAAUGAACCUGAAUUGAUGAGAUUGACUGAUGUAACUAGUUUGCAAGACUUUUCUAACUACACUGAACAAAAAUAUAAACGCAACAAUUUCAAAGAUUGUAUUGAGUUACAGUUCAUAUAAGGAAAUCAGUCUAUUGAAAUAAAUUCAUUAGGCUAUGGAUUUCACAUGACUGGGAAUACAGAUAUUCAUCUGUUGGUCACAGAUACCUUUAAAAAAAGGUAGGGUCGUGGAUCAGAAAAACUGUUGGUGUGACCACCAUUUGCCUCAUACAGAGCAACACAUCUUCUUCACAUAGAGUUGUUCAGGCUGUGGAAUGUUGUCCCACUACUCUUCAAUGGUUGUGCGAAGUUGCUGGAUAUUGGCGGGAACUGGAAUACCUGGAACACGCUGUCGAUCCAGAGCAUCCCAAACAUGCACAAUGGGUGACAUGUCUGGUGAGUAUGCAGGCCAUGGAAAAACGGGGACAUUUUUCAGCUUCCAGGAAUUGUGUACAGAUCGUUGCGACAUGGGGCUGUGCAUUUCAUUUUGAAACGAGGUGAUGGCAGCAGAUGAAUUGCACGACAAUGGGCCUCAGGAUCUCGUCAUGGUAUCUCUGUUUAUUCAAAUUGCCAUUAAUAAAAUGCAAUUGUUCGUUGUCUGUAUCUUAUGCCUGCCCAUACCAUAACCCCACCGCCACCAUGGGCACUCUGUUCACAACGUUGACAUCAGUAAACCGCUCGCCCACACAAUGCCAUACACGCUGUCUGCCAUCUGCCCGGUACAGUUUAAUCCGUGAAGAGAACACUUCUCCAGCGUGCCAGUGGCCAUCGAAGGUGAGCAUUUGCCCACAAGUCUGUUACGACGCCGAACUGCAGUCAGGUCAAGACCCUGGUGAGGACGAAAAGCAUGGAGAUUAGCUUCCCUGAGACGGUUUCUGACAAUUUGUGCAGAAAUUCUUAGGUAGUGCAAACCCACAGUUUCAUCAGCUGUCUGGUGGCUGGUCUCAGACGAUCCUGCAGGUGAAGAAGCCGGAUGUGGAGGUUCUGGGCUAGCGUGGUAUGCGGUUGUGAGGCCGGUUAGACGUACCACCAUUGGAUGCGGCUUAUGGUAGAGAAAUGAACAUUCAAUUAUCUGGCAAUAGCUCUGGUGGACAUUCCUGCAGUCAGCAUGCCAAUUGCACGCUCCCUCAAAACAUGGGACAUCUGUGGCAUUGUGUUGUGUGACAGAACUGCACAUUUUAGAGUGGCCUUUUGGGAUGUGCACAACAUUUGAGAGAAAUAGCAUUUUCUGCGUAUGGAACAUUUCUGGGAUCUUUUAUUUCAGCUCAUGAAACAUGGGACCAACACUUUACAUGUUGCAUCUAUAUUUUUGUUCAGUGUAGAUAACUAAAUAGCUAGCUAUAUGCAUUGUUGGGUCUUCAAAUGCACUGACGGUGUUGUCCUACACUACUUAAAGGAGGCACCAGUCUAGGUUUUGUUUGCAGGAAAGAUAUUCAAUGUAUGGUGUUAGGAACAGAAGGGGCUCAUGGGUCAUGCUACUGAAUUCUGGAGGGUAGGGAGGAAAAAAUAUUACUCCAAGCAGGUACACUUACACAGAUACACUAUAUAUACAAAAGUAUGUGGACACCCUUUCAAAUUAGUGGAUUCGGCUAUUUCAGCCACACCCGUUGCUGACAGGUGUAUAAAAUUGAGCACACAGCCAUGCAAUCUCCAUAGACAAACAUUUGCAGUAGGAUGGCUUUACUGAAGAGGUCAGUGACUUUCAACGUGGCAUCGUCAUAGGAUGCCACCUUUCCAACAAGUCAGUUCGUCAAAUUUCUGAAGUGAAAUCGUCUAGGAGCAACAACGGCUCAACCGCGAAGUGGUAGGCCACACAAGUUCACAGAAGGGGACCGCCGGGUGCCGAAGAGCGUAAAAAUAGUCAGUCCUCGUUUGCAACACUCACUACCGAGUUCCCAACUGCCUCUGGAAGAAACGUCUGCACAAUAACUGUUCGUCGGGAGCUUCAUGAAAUGGGUAUCUAUGGCCGAGAAGCCGCACACAAGCCUAAGAUCACCAUGCACAAUGCCAAGCGUCGGCUUGAGUGGGGUAAAGCUUUCCGCCAUUGGACUCUGGAGCAGUGGAAACACGUUCUCUGGAGUGAUGAAUCACGCUUCACCAUCUGGCAGUCCAACGGACAAAUCUGGGUUUGGAGAAUGCCAGGAGAACGCUACCUGCCCCAAUGCAUAGUGCCAACUGUAAUAUUUGGUGGAGGAGGAAUAAUGGUCUGGGGCUGUUUUUCAUGGUUCGGCCUAGGCCCCUUAGUUCCAGUGAACGGAAAUCUUAAUGCUACAGCAUACAGUGACAUUCUAGAUGGUUCAGUGCUUCCAACUUUGUGGUAACAGUUUGGGAAAGUUUCAGCAUGACAGUGCCCCCAUGCACAAAGCGAGGUCCAUACAGAAAUGGUUUGUCAAGAUCUUUGUGGAAGAACUUGACUAGCCUGCACAGAGCCCUGACCUCAACCCCAUCGAACACCUUUGGGAUGAAUUCGGAACGUCGACUGUGGGCCAGGCCUAAUCGCCCAACAUCAGUGCCCAACCUCACUAAUGCUCUUGUGGCUAAAUGGGAGCAAAGCCCGCAGCAAUGUUCCAACAUGUAGUGGAAAGCCUUCCCAGAAGAGUGGAGGCUGUUACAGCAGCAAAGGGGGGACCAACUCCAUAUUAAUGCCCAUUAUUUUGGAAUGAGAUAUAUGACGAGCAGGUGUCCACAUAUUUUUGUGUGCACAGCUCAUCAAAUCAAUUUUUUUUGGUCACAUGCACAUAUUUAGCAGGUGUUAUUGCGGGUGUAGCGAAAUGCUUGUGUUCCUAGCUCCAACAGUGCAGUAAUAUCUAACAAUUCACAACAACACACACAUAUUAAAGUAAAGUAAUUUAAAUAUUAGGAUGAGCAAUGUCAGAGUGGCAUUGACUAAAAUACAGUAUAUACAUAUGAAAUGAGUAAAACAGUAUGUAAACAUUAUUCAAGUGACCAGUGAUUCCAUGUAUGUACAUAGGGCAGCAGCCGCUCAAGGAAUCCAGAUGGUAAUCCUAAACCUCCCCUCUUCUUCCUAUCCCUCUCUCCUUUGUGUCUUCCCUCCAGAAUAUGGUGAAGAGUUUCCGGGUGUCUGACCUGCAGACGCUGCUGGCCUCCAUGGGCCGCAGUAAGAGCGGUCUAAAGCAUGACUUGGUGGGACGGGCGCUGAGGCUGGUGCAGACAGAGUACAGCCCAGAGCUUCUGAAGAACGUGCGGCAGCUCUACGAGUCACGCUUCCCCAAGGCGUCGGGUUGGCUGGCUGCUCGGCGCCCAGAGGGGGUCCCGGUGGCCUACUCCUCUCUCAGCUCGUCCCCCACGGGCACUCAGGGCGCAGACUACCUCAACGGCAUCCCCAAGCUGUCCUCCACACCUGCGGCUGAGGUCAAGCUGGUGUCGCUGCCCUUCUACCAAACUCUGGAGACGCUGUUGCCGCCAACAGAGCUAAGUGAGUGAUUUUUGUCAGUGAGAUGUGGAGAGCUUUCGGGCUAGUCAAGUCCUUGUAGAGAGGCCAAAAAGUUCCUGGUCAGUGAAAAAAACCUGUCCGACACAGAUAUUAAUGACAGAAACAUGACAUUACAAUGAAAAGUGCUAAGGACAUUUUGGACAUUGCGAAGCACAGUGAUGUUGUGGUCUUUAAGUGUGUAUGUAUCUUUUUUCUUCUGCAUCUGUCCUUGUAGUUGCCCAGAACAAUGAGAAACUGCAGGACAGUCAAUGCAUAUUUGAAUUAACACAGAGCCAAGCGGACCAAGUCAGAAACUCAACGUGAGUUUAACACUUUUAUUCAAAGUUAACUGUGUCUAUUCUGCUUGUGACUUUCAAUGAGCACUGAGGGGUACCAUAACUUUCCCUCCCUUGUUGUUUCAGUGAGCUUCGACCAGGAAUGAAGGCAAUACAGGUGGUUCUUAGGUGAGUUUACAAGAGUUCUCAACUGUUCUACACACAACAGCACACCAAUCCCACUCUUAAUACAAUUGCAUAGGUCAUUUUCGGUACAUACAGUUGAUUUGCACAUAUCAAGUUGGCAGUUAAAGCCUAUGCUAGAUCACUAGCUAGGUUUCCAUCAAUUUGUUGAAAGAUUUUGAAGUGAAUAUUCUAACAUCCAAACAAAAAAUAUGCACAUUUUACCAGCAGUGGUGGGUUUCCAUCAAACUGGCUUCUUGUGAAUUAAAAGGGGUCGGCAGGUAGCCUUGAGGUUAGAGCGUUGGGCCAGUCACCGAAAGGUUGCUGGUUCGAAUCCCAAAGUCCACAAGGUGAAAAAUCUGUCGCUGUGCCCUUGAGCAAGGCACUUAACCCCAAUUGCUUCAGGGGCAAUGGACAAUGGUGACCGUGGCCGUGAUCUCAUUCGAUGCGGGUGUGUCUUGGGAGAGUUGGAAUAUGCAAGAAACACAUUUCCAUUACACACUUGUAGAAAUGUGUAGCAGGACAAAUAUAUUAUUCUUAAAAGCUGUGAGUAAUGACACAGUAUAACUUCAUUUACCAAAUAAAAAACCGAAGUAUGAUGUGUUCCAUCCCAUUUUUAACUCUAGAUGGUUUUGGCACAAAAGUCUGCGAUAAACAGCAAAUGUGCCCACUUUGGUCUUGGCACAUGCGCUCUAGACAACAGCUUGCAGAUGCAGCACAGAUUAUGAGAUUAUGGAUAAGAGUGAGACAGUUUUUAUUUGUCAAUUUACAGUCAACCAUCAACCAUCAUGCCACCAGCAUAACAUUAUGCUCUGUGCAUGCCAGUCAAGUUGUUCCACACCGAUCCCGACAAACCAUUUCUGAAUGGACCUCGCUUUGUGCACGGUGUCAUUGUCAUGCUGAAACAGGAAAGGGCCUUCCCCAAACUGUUGCCACAAAGUUGGAAGCACAGAAUCGUCUAGAAUGUCAUUGUAUGCUGUAGCAUUAAGAUUUCCCUUCACUGGAACUAAGGGGCCUAGCCCGAACCAUUAUUUCUCCUCCACCAAACUUUACAGUUGGCACUAUGCAUUGGGGCAGAUAGCGUUCUCCUGGCAUUCGCCAAAACCAGAUUCGUCCAUCGGACUGCCAGAUAAAUGGUGAAGGGUUAUUCAUCACUCCAGAGAACACGUUUCCACUGCUCCAGAGUCCAAUGGUGGCGAGCUUUACACCACUCCAGCCAACGCUUGGCAUUGCGCAUGGUGAUCUUAGGUUUGUGUGCGGCUGCUCGGCCAUAUACACCUGUCAGCAACAGGUGUGGCUGAAGUAGCCGAAUCCACUAAUUUUGAAGGGGUGUCCACAUUCUUUUGUAUAUAUAGUGUAGCAUUGCUUGACUGCAACAUGAUGGUUAUUCUAUCAGGAAAUGUGCAUCAAAGCGUUCUACUGCAUUUGUCACAUGGUGUAUUUCACAGAUUAGAAAAAUUAUUCACCCCUGUCUAGCGUAUUUUGUUCUGUCGACAUUUGGAAAGUUUACAGACAAUUAUACAGUUUCUAUCAGGCCUGUUGUGAGUUUUUCUGACGGUACUUUACUCACUUAAAAAUGGUUGGGAACCUGGCUACAGUUGUUGUGGAUGCAUGUUUAUUUUGCAUAGAAUUUUAGAAACUUGCAUUUUGAGAAACUUGCAUGAGUUUGCGGUUUUCCUCUACUGUGUCCUUGUUUAUCAAGUCCAAACAAAACGGUGUACAUUUUGUGAUGCGUGUAUUGAAUGACAAAUCUGACCACCACAACCAUUCAAUGAGAGUGGCUCAGUGUCUAAGAAGCUUACAUAUGUUGCCACCUAUCUAACACUGAUAACCAUUGAUAACCUCCUGUGCUGUUGCUAUGAUCCUUUACAGAAUCUGUUACACAGACUCCAUCGGUGUCCAGGAAGAUCAGUACCCUCCCAAUAUUGCUGUCAAAGUCAACCAGUCCUACUGUCAUGUACCAGUAAGUAAUCAAGCUGGGAAAUCCCAUGCCAUCAGGCAAACAAACAAACCAAAAAAUGCCUAUAUCUUGGUUGCUAAACAUGUCUAUAUUUGUUCUGUACAGGGUUACUACCCGUCUAAUAAGCCAGGUGUGGAGCCACGUCGGCCCUGUCGUCCAGUCAACAUCACACCCUGGUUACACCUCUCCACUGCCACCAACCGGGCCACCGUCACAUGGGGCAACUUCGGCAAGGUCAGCCUCUGGUUCAAACUUUGCGCUGUUAUUUUAAAACCUUGCCAAGAGGCGAUGCUUUUUGCACAUCUAAAAGUAAACUUUGUGUGAUGUACACAAUGUAAUUGCAAGCUGCUUUGAUUCAUUUCCAUGACAAGUAUUUGAAAUGAUGUGAUUUGUUUUUGGUAGCAGUCCAAAUGUUGACAGCUUCAGAGUGUUCAUUCUGCUCAGUGCUCACUCAUGUCCUCUGGUCCUGUGUGCAGCGCUACUCAGUGGCAGUGUAUUUAGUCAGGGUCUUCACAUCAGCAGAGCUCUUCAGCCAACUUAAACACUGCUCAGUGGAGAGUGCAGAACGCUGUCGUGAACGCAGUAAGUGGCCUCACCAUUUUUCUCUCUCAUGCUUAAUUGCAUUUGAGUAAUGUUCACACCUGUUUACACCUGUGCUGUGUGACGUUGAACUACUUUCUUUCUGCUGUGUCCAGUCCAGGACAAGCUACGCUUUGAUCCAGAGAACGAGAUCGCCACCACAGGGCUACGGGUGUCCCUCAUCUGUCCUGUGAGUAUCUGCACUCCCACCUCAAGCCAUACAGUGGGGAAAAAAAGUAUUUAGUCAGCCACCAAUUGUGCAAGUUCUCCCACUUAAAAAGAUGAGAGAGGCCUGUAAUUUUCAUCAUAGGUACACGUCAACUAUGACAGACAAAAUGAGAAAAAAAAAUCCAGAAAAUCACAUUGUAGGAUUUUUAAUGAAUUUAUUUGCAAAUUAUGGUGGAAAAUAAGUAUUUGGUCAAUAACAAAAGUUUCUCAAUACUUUGUUAUAUACCCUUUGUUGGCAAUGACACAGGUCAAACGUUUUCUGUAAGUCUUCACAAGGUUUUCACACACUGUUGCUGGUAUUUUGGCCCAUUCCUCCAUGCAGAUCUCCUCUAGAGCAGUGAUGUUUUGGGGCUGUCGCUGGGCAACACAGACUUUCAACUCCCUCCAAAGAUUUUCUAUGGGGUUGAGAUCUGGAGACUGGCUAGGCCACUCCAGGACCUUGAAAUGCUUCUUACGAAGCCACUCCUUCGUUGCCCGGGCGGUGUGUUUGGGAUCAUUGUCAUGCUGAAAGACCCAGCCACGUUUCAUCUUCAAUGCCCUUGCUGAUGGAAGGAGGUUUUCACUCAAAAUCUCACGAUACAUGGCCCCAUUCAUUCUUUCCUUUACACGGAUCAGUUGUCCUGGUCCCUUUGCAGAAAAACAGCCCCAAAGCAUGAUGUUUCCACCCCCAUGGUUCACAGUAGGUAUGGUGUUCUUUGGAUGCAACUCACCAUUCUUUGUCCUCCAAACACGACGAGUUGAGUUUUUACCAAAAAGUUCUAUUUUGGUUUCAUCUGACCAUAUGACAUUCUCCCAAUCCUCUUCUGGAUCAUCCAAAUGCACUCUAGCAAACUUCAGACGGGCCUGGACAUGUACUGGCUUAAGCAGGGGGACACGUCUGGCACUGCAGGAUUUGAGUCCCUGGCGGCGUAGUGUGUUACUGAUGGUAGGCUUUGUUACUUUGGUUCCAGCUCUCUGCAGGUCAUUCACUAGGUCCCCCCGUGUGGUUCUGGGAUUUUUGCUCACCGUUCUUGUGAUCAUUUUGACCCAACGGGGUGAGAUCUUGCGUGGAGCCCCAGAUCGAGGGAGAUUAUCAGUGGUCUUGUAUGUCUUCCAUUUCCUAAUAAUUGCUCCCACAGUUGAUUUCUUCAAACCAAGCUGCUUACCUAUUGCAGAUUCAGUCUUCCCAGCCUGGUGCAGGUCUACAAUUUUGUUUCUGGUGUCCUUUGACAGCUCUUUGGUCUUGGCCAUAGUGGAGUUUGGAGUGUGACUGUUUGAGGUUGUGGACAGGUGUCUUUUAUACUGAUAACAAGUUCAAACAGGUGCCAUUAAUACAGGUAACGAGUGGAGGACAGAGGAGCCUCUUAAAGAAGAAGUUACAGGUCUGUGAGAGCCAGACAUUUUGCUUGUUUGUAGGUGACCAAAUACUUAUUUUCCCCCAUAAUUUGCAAAUAAAUUCAUUAAAAAUCCUACAAUGUGAUUUUCUGGAUUUUUUUUCCUCAUUUUGUCUGUCAUAGUUGACGUGUACCUAUUAUGAAAAUUACAGGCCUCUCUCAUCUUUUUAAGUGGGAGAACUUGCACAAUUGGUGGCUGACUAAAUACUUUUUUUCCCCACUGUAUUUUUUAUUAGAGAGGAAGUCUCAAACUUUUCAGUUGUUACUGACCAAAACAAAGAAAAACCACGAGAUGAGGAACAGGCUGCAACCCACCAUUUGUCUACAGCCUAAUGCUAAUAACAUAUCUCCCUUUCCUCCUCCUCCUCUCAGCUGGUGAAGAUGCGGAUAGGCGUGCCGUGUCGGGUGCUGACCUGUGCCCACUUGCAGUGUUUCGAUGCCAUCUACUUCCUGCAAAUGAAUGAGAAGAAGCCCACGUGGACCUGCCCUGUGUGUGACAAACAGGCUCCCUUCGAGCUGCUCACCAUCGAUGGGUAAGUAAGGCGCGCUGAGGCUUGUCACUUGCCAACAGCACCACUACCACUCACUCUCCAGGAAUUUCAGAACCUGGAGAGUGAGAACUUCCUUUGAAGGGUCUUUGCAAGGGUAUUUGCUUGUUCAACCUUGGAAAAAAACAUUAGAAUCUACAUUUUCAUUUUCAAUAAGGCUAUUGUCCCAAUAAGGCUAUUGCAGUUUCAAAAAGGCUAUUGUCUCAAUUCCUUUUCAGUAAGGAUAUUAUGGGGCUAAAAAUGUAUGUUUUAGAGACAAAAGUAUCAAGGUACGCUGAUUAUUCAAGUUUUCUCUUGAGUCCUCAAUCUUCAACCUUGAAGGGCCUUAUUGAGGACCUGGAACAUUUUCCCACUGUCUCUGGACUAAAACCCAACUAUUGUAAGCGUACUAUAUUACGGAUUGAGUCUCUAAAAGAGACAAACUGUAAAUUACCAUGUGGUCUCCCGAUUUUUAAUGGGCGGAUGGUGAAGUUGAUGUGCUUGGUGUACAUAUCCCGGAAAAGUCUAACGAUCUUGCAACAAUUAACUUUGAUAGAAAAUGUAGUAAAAUAGAUAGGAUCUUGAAACCGUGGAGAGGGAUCACCUGUCCAUCUACAGGGAAAUUACCCUUUUUAAUUCUCUACUGACAUCAUAGUUUACAUAUUUAUUCAUGGCUCUACUCUCCAGGAUAAUCUUUUUUGAAGUCAUGUGAGAAAGAAAUCUUUAACCAGACAGUCAGAUGAGCAUCUUUAUAUAACGAAUCUUGAGUUUGAAGGGUUAGAACUAUUAAAUAUUAAGGCAUUAAACCUCUCACUUAAAGCUUCCAUUAUACAGUGCAUUCGGAAAGUAUUCAGACCCCUUGACUUUUUCCACAUUUUGUUACGUUACAGCCUUAUUCUAAAAUUGAUUAAAUUAAUUUUUUCCCUCAUCAAUCUACACACAAUACCCCAUAAUGACAAAGCAAAAACAGGUUUUUAGAAAUGUCUGCAAAAGUAUAUAAAAAAAUAUAAAAAAACGUUAAUAUCACAUUUACAUAAGUAUUCAGACCCUUUACUCAGUACUUUGUUGAAGCACCUUUGGCAGCGAUUACAGCCUUGAGUCUUCUUGGGUAUGACGCUACAAUCUUGGCACACCUGUAUUUGGGGAGUUUCUCCCAUUCUUCUCUGCAGAUCCUUUCAAGUUCUGUCAUGUUGGAUGGGGAGCAUCGCUGCACAGCUAUUUUCAGGUAUCUCCAGAUGUUCGAUCGGGUUCAAGUCUGGGCUCUGGCUGGGCCACUCAAGGACAUUCAGAGACUUGUCCCGAAGCCACUCCUGCGUUGUUAUGGCUGUGUGCUUAGGGUCGUUGUUCUGUUGGAAGGUGAACCUUCGCCCCAGUCUGAGGUCCUGAGUGCUCUGGAGCAGGUUUUCAUCAAGGAUCUCUCUGUACUUUGCUCCAUUCACCUUUCCCUCGAUCCUGACUAGUCUCCCAGUCCCUGCCGCUGAAGAACAUCCCCACAGCAUGAUGCUGCCACCACCAUGCUUCACCAUAGGGAUGGUGCCAGGUUUCCUCCAGACGUGACGCUUGGCAUUCAGGCCAAAGAGUUCUAUCUUGGUUUCAUCAGACCAGAGAAUGUUGUUUCUCAUGGUCUGAAAGUCCUUUAGGUGCCUUUUGGCAAACUCCAAGCGGGCUGUCUUGUGCCUUUUACUGAGGAGUGGCUUCCGUCUGGCCACUCUACCAUAAAGGCCUGAUUGGUGGAGUGCUGCAGAGAUGGUUGUCCUUCUGGAAGGUUCUCCCAUCUCCACAGAGAAACUCUGGAGCUCUGAGUGACCAUCUGGUUCUUGGUCACCUCCCUGACCAAGGCCUUUCUCCCCCGAUUGCUCAGUUUGGCAGGGCGGCCAGCUCUAGGAAGAGUCUUGGUGGUUCCAAACUUCUUCCAUUUAAGAAUGAUGGAGGCCACUGUGUUCUUGGGGACAUUCAAUGCUGUAGACAUUUUUUGGCCUUUCUAAAUCAUAUCCAAUCAAUUGAAUCGGCAGUUCACAAAAAUGAUUUGCUCAUAUUACAUUAUUUCUACCUUCCGAAAAUGCUUCCUCUUUUGUGAUAACUGAUGCGUCCUCUCUCCUUCAGUGUCAAACUGCAUGUAACUGUGUAGACAGUCAUUGCCCUUAAAGUCAUUUUGCAUGCCGAACAACCCCUGGCCAUAUCAGUAGCCUAGUCAAACUGUGCACUGUGCCCAGCUUUGCGCACUGACCAACGUGAGGUAGGCGGCCUGUUCCUGAUCUUGCACAUCUGUGCGGCACCUUCAGCAUUGGCUUGCGCAUUUAUAGGCUUUAUUAGUUGAGUGACAACCUGUGUAUUUUCCUAGGUUAAUGUUAUCUAUACGCUGGUGAAAAUGUUUUACCAGAAUAAAAGUAAGAUACCGGAGACACAACUCAUCUGGCUAUACCUGCUAAACGGGGCGUACAAUAGAUUUUAUUUUGAUUGUUCAGCAUCAGCAAUAGUUUUGGUAGCUUGUUAAAGAAAAUCAGUGUAUAUGGUCAUUUUUAGAUAUACAGGGUAAAGUUGAUAAUUUCAUAAUGAGGACAGCAAUCUCUUUUGCGAGGCACACUGCAAAUACCAGAAUCUAACCCCCCCCCCCCCCCCCAAAUUGUAAAGUGGUUAUCCCACUGGCUAUAGGGUGAACGCACCAAUUUGCGAGUCGCUCUGGCUAAGAGCGUCUGCUAAAUGACGUUAAUGUGCCCUUGAGCAAGGCACUUAACCCUAAUUGCUCCUGUAAGUCGCUCUGGUUAAGAGCGUCUGCUAAAUGACUAAAAUGUAAAUGUAAAUGUAAGAGGAGAAGAGAAGAUCUCUGUAAAAACUUGCAUAUGGUCAAAACCAUUUGAUUUUGAGAUUGGGGUGUGAAAUCCAAAGUUGUGCUAUGUUUUCAUUGGCUAUGCCAUAGCUAAUUUGUAAACGAUAAAUAUUGAUACAUUACUAGCUAAAACACUUAAUCUGCAAAAAUUACAAGUUAAUUAGUGGGUGAUUUCAGAACCAAAGUGGGAGAACAAAAAACAUGCUACAUUGACCCCCCCCCCUAAUCUGAUAGUGGUAGAUGCCUAGUGUCCCUUAUGGCUCAGUUCAGGUUCCUACAUAGUACAUACAACAUAGACAUGCAUCAUUUACACACAAUCCUCCCCCUGUCCCCCACGCCGUCUGGCUGGUGCUGCUGUCAGCCGCGGAGUGGCUGUUCGCCUCAGGUAUGGAGAUGUAUACUCAAUACAAAAGUAUAACCAACUCAUCGCAGCUCUGCCACAAACAUGGAAGAGGCAAUUGCUUAAAAGUGAAAGGAAUGACUAAGUUUGUCUGCCGCCAAUCAAAAACCAUGCAUGGCUUAAUGACUAGUACAAAUCGUAAAAUGGAUCAGUUUCACUUAAAGUCGAGAGGUUUGACAACUAUACUGCAUAAAAUUCAAGAUAGUUGGGAACAGAUUUGUCCCAAUACCAUGGCAUUGGGUUUAUGAACAGAUUAUAAAAAUAAACAUUUGACUCAUCAAUCUGUUCUUUUCAAUUUAAACUAUUCUAUACAUUUCUCACCACAAAAAUAAUGCUCAAUAUAUGGGGCAUUAAACAGUCAGCCCUGUGCAGACUCUGCCACGAAGAAACAGAAUCAAGAGCAUCUCUCUUGGUACUGUCGCUUUUGGAGUCAGGUCCAGGAGUGAUUUGUUGAGUCAUAAUGUCCAGUACAAAUAGAAACUAUAUCGCUGAUUUCCACAAACUUCCUUAAAAUGUAUAUCUAAUAUUUGAGAGUUGAUAAUGUGUGUUGUGGGACAUAUCCGAUCCCUGCUUGUGUGUCCUGGUGUGAUAUAUGUACUUAUCUGACUGAUUGUUUGUCUCCAUGUGUCCAGGCUGGCAUCUGAGAUCUUAAAAGAGACCCAUGAGGAUAUUGAGGAGAUUGAAUAUCUGACUGACGGUUCAUGGAGACCCAUCCGAGAUGAGAAGGAGAGGGACAGGGAGAGGGAACGGAGCAACACUCCUGACUAUCCUGUAGUGGAUAUAUGUAAGUGCAUGUCAAAUAGGGCUGGGCGGUAUGGCCAAAAUAUCAUAUCACGAUAUUUGUAAAAAAAAAAAACGUUUUAUGUUUUUGAAUAAUAAAAGUCCUAAAUAUUAUUUGAGUAGUGCAUAGCCCUAGGGUGGCAACACAUACGUUCUAAGUGAUUUCAAUGGGUCCUUCUCCAUUCUGAUUGUUUUAUACUGUUCAAUCCAACUUCAGCCCCCCAUAAUUUCUGCAUUUUCAUCCAUUUCUCCAUUGCCUGCACUCAUUUAUCAUUUCCACACUGUGCCACGUAGGGCUGCAUGAUAUUGGCAAAAAAUCAAGGACUAAUGUUGCGAUUUGACUUGCAAUUUAGAUCAAAACACUUGAGUGAAAUGUUGGAAUCAUGGCCAUAGAAUAAUUAUUCUAAUUCUGUAGUUGGAAUAUAGUGGGCAGUACUUUAAAUACUUUGUUGUUUGACAUUAGCCAGGGAGGAAUUAUUUUGAUAGGGUAGUAACCAAGUGUUGGUCAGUGUUUUCCAGGGGACCCUAAUUGAGAUGUUACAUUGCAUGUUUGCUCUUACUUCAUGUAGCUAGCGCUAGCUAACAUAUUCAUGCUUUGCCUAUUUCUCUCUGAUUUAGAAGAUACUGUUGCACAAACAACAUGCUAAUCUAGGCCUACACCAGUACUGGUAUCAGGCUGUAUAGCUAGCUACGUUUGCUCUGACUCAGUACAUUUAUUAGCUAGCUAACUAGCGAUUUUAUUUUAGCUAAGAAAAGACAAACUAGCUGUUUGCAGACAGUAAGCUGCACAAACUAAUAGUAUAAUUAUAGAACGCUUGUGGAUUUAUAUUAAGAAGCAAAGUGUAACGCCGUAUCAUUGUCACCAACAUCUGACCAUGCAGACAGUGAACAGCAAGUGCUCGUGACUGUGGUCGAGCAAAACCUGCUCUCCUUGAGUGACAGGGCAGGGCUUGGUGUGUGCGUGCAGCAGGAGGAAGGAGAGAAAUGACUCAAGUAGCAAACGGAGUAAACUAUUAAAAACAGAUGUAAUACACGGCGGGGUGGUGGAUCACAUUUAACAAACCAAACAUUGAAAUACCGUUAUAGAAGGUAAAGUAAAAACCCAAAGCGGUCCGUGCAUCAAUACCGGUAUAUAGUGAAAUACGGUAUUCCGCCCAGCCCUGAUGCCUUCUCAAAUAUUGCCAUUUUAGCUGUUGCAGACUAAUGUUUUGAUACUUCAUUUAGAUGCCAUGCUUUGUAGGUCAUAUGUAUUUUAGAAUAUACAUUUUUUUAUAGCAUUGGUUUGUAAUAGUGUGUUCACUUGUUCCCCCCAUCCCAGGUGUUCCUGAGGCGAACGGCCACUCCCCGGCCCACAGCAGCACCAGCCAGACGGGGAAGUCAGGAGCAGGGUCCACAGCGGGGGGGACGGGGGGAGGAGUUGUGGUAGAUCUGACUCUGGACUCUGAGGAGGAGGAGGAGGAGGAGGGGGGAGGGGCUAGAGGAGACAGCGACGACACUGAGGACAGCCAGGACAGCCCCGCCCCCAAGAGGGGCCGAUACGACUAUGACAAGGACCUGGUCACUGCCUACUGA